GGAACGGUAUAACCCUCGAGGAUUUUCCUUAUGUAGUUAACAGUUAAAAUAUUUCUAUUUCGAAACAAUUCUUUUUAUAAUGUGACAAAACAUUUUAUAAACACAUGUUAAAUUCAAACGAUACUCAUACGCGUCAUGACUUGAAACUUCCUUACUUGAAAGUGUGAAGAAUUUCUUCUCCCAUGAAGUUCAGCGAUCUUUUCUUAUCUGAAUUUAUCAUCGGCUGAUACGGAAUAGCCGGCGAUUCCUCGGGGUGAGAGAGAAACGCCAGGUCAAUCUUGACAAGGGAAUGCCAGAAAGAAGAGAGGAAAAGCUAAAAUCCAACGAGGCGAGAAGAAGAACUGAUCCAAAAGAAAAGGAUUAAGGGUAUCAAUUUAAAACUAUAAAAAAGAGGAAAAUAGAAGAAAUCCGGAAAAAAAGGAAAGACUAGACGGUAAAAUAAAGAUAAACUUGACAAGGAAACACAGAAAUCCCGGGAAUGUAGAAUUUCCAGUGAAAGCCAGUGAGAAUAUACUCAAAACAAAACAAGAAACUGGAAAGCAGUGAAACUAGGAGAAACAGACAUCGAGAAGAUCUAGGGAAAGGAGGAGACAAACUCGCAUAUAGAAAUGCCUUCAAGUCACAGAAGCUUUGGAUUUCCCUCCAACAGUUCCUCCACCACCCAUUGUGGUCAUGGAGACGAGAGGGAGAACUUAUCUUCCAGCCUCACUAAAGUUGAAAUUAGCCAUAAUGACUCCAGCAACAGUCUCUCCAGCUUAGCCACCGGUUACAUUAGCGACGAUGACACCCUUGACAAGAGCCGUAAUUCAUCGAGUAAAAGUCAAAGCAGCUGUCAGCGGAGACCUACUCCUCUACAAAGUGUGAUCUUUUUCCGUCGUGACCUUGACCUUGACCUUGACGGCAGUAAUGAAGAGGGUGAUGAUUCUGAUUUCUGGGACCAAACAAACAGACGACGCCACCAUUAUACCUCUUCUUUGGAGGAUGCUGAAGAAAAUGACGAAAAUGAAACAAAAGAGGAAAAAGAGAGUGACGCUCAUCCAAACGCUCAAUCCACAGAAAAGGCGGAAGAAAACUAUGAGCCCUCUAGCAUUUAUUCUUAUGUUAGUGAAAGCAUAAACCGAGAGUGGGUUACUGCUAAAGCUUUGGCAGAGAAGUUGGCACAUUAUCCACAUUCAAAGGCUUCUCUGUCAAGCCUCUCUGAAAGUCAUGGAUUCCACAUAAAAUCGGUCAUGGCUUUGGUUGCCUGCAACAGUCGCAUCUUCAUGCUGAAUGAUGACACAGUCUAUCUCAGACCGCAGAUAUCCAUGUGCUUCAGUCAUCUGAGUCUUGAUGGAUGCCAAAACGAGUCUGUUUGUGAAGGAUUGCAUAUAUGCCCUCUGUACCUAGAGGGAAAAUGUAAGGAUGAAGAAUGCUCACUCGGACACAGUGGAGAUACCCGCCACAACUUGAGAAUAUUGAACGAGUUUUGCCUUCAGUCAGUACCACCACAUCUUCUCCAGAAAGUUAUUGAAGAAGCAGUCACCUAUCCAAGGCCGAAAUUACUCGAAGUAUGUGAUGAAUAUAAUCAGGGCUUAUGUGUGAUGAAAGAAUGCAAAAAGCUUCAUAUUUGCAAACAUUACAUAGCAGGCUUAGCCCACUGUCCGAGGUUAUUUUGCUCCUUAAAUCACAGCUUCAGAGAACUCUCUGUUGAAAGGAUCCUAGAAAACCACGGUCUGAAGAUGAAGGAAAGUCCAAAGGACAUUGUCAAGACCCUUCAUAAGGUUAAUCCACACUUAGCAGAACAACUUCCUUUUGAAACUGUAGAGGAAGAAAGUCAUAUGCCUAUUACCAUUUGGUCUACAUAUGCUUAUGGUGACGUAGAUGUACCUGAAAUAUGCUACAGAUCAAUUGAAAGAAUUUGUGAGUAUGAAAGAAGUGGGUGCAAGAGGCUCCACUGUGAACGACCUUUUCACUGGCAAGUUCGUGAGACUGAUGGAUGUUGGUUAAACCUGACACCAUCCCAAGUUUAUUGGCUGGAACUUGCAUACUGUGAUCCUGAGCAAGAUUCUGUUAUGUUACCUCAGCUGGAACAAACAUACCUCGAGCACUCUGUUGGAGGCUUGGCGCUUUUACUAAAUCAAACGAAGUGGAAAGCCAAUUUUGAAACUAAAAAUGGAAUUUUCACUCUCACAUCCGACCAUGAUGUCCUCGAGUUACGUCGACUGUGUUGCGAAGAUGUUGGGUUGAAUGUCCCUGGAAGUGAGUUCAUUUGGUAUUACCGGAACAGGCGAGGCAAAUUUGUUGAGUAUGGAAUGAGAGAUUCGGCAGGAGAAGGCUAUGAUGACUUGUCAGAAAUAUCUUCUCAGUGUCUAGAGAAUGUUUACCAAAACCAUAUGGAUGAAAGCUCAAAAAUGCACUUUGCCACUAGUAAAUACACUUACCAUCUAGAUGUAAACACAAUGACUCAACUCAAUGAAAUAGACCAAACUAGAUGCCAAGUACAGAGAAGACCAAAGCCUCAUAUUAUGGAGAAGCAAAUUCAAACUUUACAAAGGAGACCUUCAUUUUAUGUUUAGAUUUAAAGUUUUUUGCUCUGAGGGAAUAUCCCAUCUUAUGUAAAUCCUAUUCUUUCUCGAUCGUUUCUGUGUAAGGUUAUUUUUGCUCGUAGUGCCUCAACAGUAUAUAGCACAUUUAUGCAACUGUUAAGCAUCAAUCAUAAAAGAGGUUUCAAAUAUAUGCCCUACUUUGAAGAAGGUCAAUAGAUGGUGUUACAACAAAUAUUAAAAUCUAAAAAACAUGGCAAAACACUGGAUAUGUUCAAAUCACUGUGAUAGUUUUAGGAAGAACUGAUCUGUUUUUAUUGAGCGAUUUUGUAUUUAGCAUGAGGAAAGGGUGCAUUUUAUCCUUCUUAAAAUAUACCAAAAAUAAAAAAUAACCAUCCAGAAUGAAUUAGGCCAA
This is a messenger RNA of Macrobrachium nipponense, 2937 nucleotides long. RefSeq names its product zinc finger CCCH-type antiviral protein 1-like. The record is from RefSeq and is a predicted model, not a curated record. Bases 609 to 2555 code for a protein of 648 amino acids. Lineage: Eukaryota; Metazoa; Arthropoda; Malacostraca; Decapoda; Palaemonidae. The transcript has 5 exons. Gene Ontology annotation, cellular component: nucleus. Gene Ontology annotation, molecular function: NAD+-protein mono-ADP-ribosyltransferase activity; NAD+ poly-ADP-ribosyltransferase activity.